GCUAGUCAUGGACAACGAUUCCGAUGAUGAUCUUCUCUUGCUGCUUCACUUGCGACGCAGACGCAAGAAGGCCAAAUCAAAACACCGAAGACGUAUGUGGGUACGUCCAAUAUUUCAGCAAAGGCGCCACCAAGGUGAUUUUCACCAGUUACUACAAGAACUGCGCCGUAACGACCCAGAAAGCCAUUUCCGUUUUUUGAGAAUGUCCAAGGAGACGUUCGAUUGUCUUGUCGAGAAAUUGACCACUUCACUAACAACAAGGUUCUACCGAAGUGGAACAGGAGCAGAAAUCUCUCCAGCUGAAAGAUCUGCUGUCAUGUGCUUGAGAGGAUACACAACAAAUACAAAUAUGAAGGAGGCAUCGAGCAAUCUGUGGCCAUUAGCUGCCUAGUUCACAAACUCAGUAGUAACUUUCUUUGCUUACAAAAUAGUUUUCUCUAAUACCCUUAUUAGUAUCUUAUUGCAUUUAUAGCAGAUGUUGCUAGCACAAACACUCUAGUUUCAGUGCUUAGUGUUUCAUUGCAUAUGUAGCAGUAUGGACGUAGCGCAAAUCUGUUCAAAUAGAUGUUGUGUGUAUUAUUAUUGUUGUUGUUUUGUUGUUAUUAUUAUCAUUACCUUUGGU
Messenger RNA from Corticium candelabrum, 622 nucleotides. RefSeq lists its product as uncharacterized. The record is from RefSeq and is a predicted model, not a curated record. The coding region runs from base 8 to 391 and encodes 127 amino acids. Lineage: Eukaryota; Metazoa; Porifera; Homoscleromorpha; Homosclerophorida; Plakinidae. The transcript is spliced from 2 exons.